Messenger RNA from Benincasa hispida (wax gourd), 2489 nucleotides. Its product is annotated as cation/H(+) antiporter 4-like. The record is from RefSeq and is a predicted model, not a curated record. Gene Ontology annotation, cellular component: endomembrane system; membrane. Lineage: Eukaryota; Viridiplantae; Streptophyta; Magnoliopsida; Cucurbitales; Cucurbitaceae. Gene Ontology annotation, biological process: regulation of pH; proton transmembrane transport. Gene Ontology annotation, molecular function: antiporter activity.
CAAAGCUUUUUUAUUUUUUUGUUCUUGCUCUUCCUUCUGAUCAUCUCUGUGUUAUUUAUUGCCUUUGUGUUAUCUGUGGGGAGAAGAAGAAGAAGAAGAAGAAGAAGAAGAAGAAGAAGAUGAAGAUGCAUUCAAGACAAGACUUCAAACCGAAUUCGAUCUCGAAUUCAACUUUAACUUGUAUAUAUCUUCCACCUUUCACAAACUCAGGUGGUUUGUGGUCAAACAUCCACAGCCCUCAUUGGUGGCUCAAUAAUUCCUUGCCUCUCUUGGAGUUACAAUUGGUCAUGUUCUGUUUUUUCAUGGCAAUUGUUCAUCUUCUUCUCAAGCGUUCUGGUGUCUCCAAAAUUUCCUCUCAAAUCAUUACUGGUUUGAUAUUUGGUUGUUCAUGGGGCAAGUUGGACAAAGGAAAGUUCAAACUUUUCAGGGUAGAGAGUGAAGAGAUCCUGGGAUUGUUUUCACAUUUUGCAUACAUGCUGUUUAUGUUCAUAACAGCAGUGAAAAUGGACGUGAGAAUGACAAUGAAAACAGGGAAAAGAGCAUGGAUAAUUGGACUGCCUUCAAUUCUUGUGCCUCUAACUUGUGGUCUUUUGGUGAGUUCUUUUCUAUUGGAAGGGCUAGAAAUUUCAGAAAUAAGGAAGCUGCCUUUAAUGGUUUCAAUACAAAGUAUGAUCUCAUUUCCAGUGAUUGCUAGUCUUCUAAGUGAACUGAAGAUUGUAAGCACAGAACUCGGUCGCUUGGGGCUAUCCUCAGCAUUAGUUGCAGACAUGUUCAGCCAAUGUGCAGUAGCCAUUGCAAACCUAAUAAGAAUAUCAAGAAAGAAUGCUUCAAAAGGGUACUAUUCAAUUGGAGGAUUAUGUGUGCAAGUGUUUUUGGUGUCAUUUUUGUUUAGGCCUGCAGUGCUUUGGAUUGUGAAACAAACACCAGAAGGGAAGCCAGUUAGCCGCGGUACUACUCAAACUGUUUUUCUUGUGGUUCUUCUUUCUGCUGUUGCAUCUUCUUUAUUGGGACAACCAGCAAUUGUCGGACCUUAUUUGUUGGGAUUGUCUCUUACUGAUGGAGGUCCAAUGGGAUUCUCUCUUAUUGAGAAGUUGGAAUGCUUUGUUUCAGAUAUUUUCAUGCCGGUUUUUGUGAUUACUUGUGCUUUACAGGUUGAUUUGUCUCAGAUGUUAUUCAUUGCAUAUGUGGAUAAUUAUACAAGAGUUAACAUCAUUCUUGCUCUUGUAACUUAUUUUACCCAAUUCUUCUGUUCCUUUCUUACUUCAUUAUAUUGCCAGUUGAGCUUUAGAGACUCCUUGGUGUUAUCCCUCCUUCUCAGCUCCAAAGGAGUUGUUGAAUUGUCCUUCUGCACAUUAUUCACUGAAUACAAUAUUAUAAGCGAUGGGAUUCUAGCAUGGUUUACAGUAUUCUUAUUACUACUUUCAAUCUUUGUGCCAGCGACAGUGAAAUGCCUGAAUGAUAUUUCAAGGAAACAAGCAGGCAAACAGAACAGGAAUAUCAUGCAUUUGAGCCAAAACUCAGAGUUCAGAGUCCUUGCAUGUGUUCACAAGAAUGAAAACAUCUAUGGCUUCAUUCAUCUUCUCAACAUCUCAUGUCCAACACAGGAUAAUCCGAUCGCAGUUUAUGCUCUCCAUCUGAUCGAGCUGGUGGGGCGGACAGCUCCGGUGUUCAUUUCACAUAGAAUAGAAAACAAGCCAAUUGGGGAUCAACCCUACUCAGAAAAUGUGCUCCUUUCAUUUGAUCACUUUGAGAAGGAGAAUUCAGGGUCAGUGUAUGCUGAAUGCUUCACCUCAAUCUCACCACUCAAGUUCAUGCACAAUGAUAUAUGCAAAUUGGCAAUGGACAAGAUCACAUCCCUCAUAAUAUUGCCUUUCCACAUAACAUGGACAAGUGAUGGACUUAUAGACCAAGAAGACAACACAAUGAGGAAUUUGAAUUGCAGUGUGAUUGAGAAAGCGCCUUGUUCGGUAGCCAUCUUAGCAGACAAAGGGCAUUUAGGAAGCAUUCCUUCAAUGGCAUCUUCAGGAGUGAAAUGUCAGUAUACAGUAUGUGUGAUAUACAUGGGAGGGAAUGAUGACAGAGAGGCAAUUUCAUUUGCAAAGCGUUUAACAAAGGACACAAGGAUUGAACUAACAGUGCUGAAACUUGGGAGUUGUAUGGAAGAUCAGGGGACAAGUAAGUGGGAGAAAAUGCUUGAUUCAGAGGUUAUCAAAGAUUUCAAAAUGACAUGUUUGGGAGAUGGGAGAGUGAGAUUUUUAGAGGAAAUAAGUGUAGAUGGACCUCAAACAGCAUUGAGACUUAGAGAAAUGGUGAAUGUAUUUGAUCUUAUGAUUGUAGGCAGAAGAAAAGGGUUGGAAUCAUCAUCACCUCAAACUUCUGGUCUUAGUGAAUGGAAUGAAUUUCCAGAGCUUGGAGUUCUUGGGGACUUGAUUGCAUCACUAGAUAACAACACAAGAACUUCUGUCUUGGUAAUACAACAACAGAAAUAA